UUUAUUUUUAUUUUUAUUCUUCUCUCUUUUUCUUAUUUAUUCUUUAAUCAUGUUUAAUAACAAUAGAAGAGAAUCUGUAGACCCUACCGCUCCUCCUUCAACUUAUUAUACUACUGGAAGAAAUGCACCUAAACAUAGAACAAGAACCUAUACGAGAAACGGCACUAGUUUCUGUUCAGGAGAUACAAGGGAGUUUUUAAAUACUGGUAUACAAAGGCGCGCAUCUUAUGAGGAUAGAGGCAAAAGUCGUCGUUUUUUAAUUGAUGUGGAUGCUACGUUAACACAUAUUUUAGAACAAGAGGAUACGGAUGGUGAUUUUCAAAUUACUAUUAAUGAUCUUGGUCCAAAGACAUUGUCUCUUGGUACAGCUGAUUCUGGAGGUUAUAAACGAUUUCAAAUUCGUGGUAAUUAUAUGCUAUCUAAUCUCUUGCAAGAACUUGCUCUUGCAAAGGAUUUUGGGCGUAAAUAUGUUGUCCUGGAUGAGGCAAGACUAAAUGAGAAUCCUGUUAAUCGUUUAUCAAGAAUGAUUCGUCAUCUCUUUUGGGAUAACUUGACAAGGACUAUUGAUGGCGUAGGUCUCGAAUCGAUUAGUGCUGAUCCUAAAAAUAGAACCAGGAAUAUUGCGCCUAGAAUCUAUGUUCCUUAUGACGAAACUGAGAUUUAUGAUUAUUAUAAAAGGGUAGCAGAGGCUAGACCGAAUCUUCAAUUAGAUGUCCAAUAUCUACCCAAGGACAUUACUCCUGAAUAUGUAAAGAGCAUUAAUGAUAAGCCGGGAAUUUUAGCUUUAGCAAUGAAGAGAGUCGUUGAUGAUCGUGGAAACGUUGACUUUCAGGGUGUCCCCUUCGUCGUACCCGGUGGUCGUUUUAAUGAAAUGUAUGGUUGGGAUUCUUAUUUUGAAUCAUUAGGUCUUUUAGUAGAUGGUCGAGUCGAUCUUGCAAAGGGCAUGGUGGAAAAUUUUGCUUACGAGAUUAAACAUUAUGGUAAAAUCUUAAAUGCUAAUCGUUCCUAUUAUCUGAGUCGAUCUCAACCUCCCUUCUUAACUGACAUGGCUAUCAAGGUAUAUGAGCAUCUCGACCCCUCCCAUGAAGAAGAAAAUAAAGCUUGGUUACGUGAGAUACUAAAGUCGGCUAUUAAAGAAUAUCAUACUGUAUGGAUGGCUGAACCUAGAUUAGAUAAAAAGACAAUGCUAUCUCGUUAUAGACCCGAUGGUAUAGGUAUCCCACCUGAAACAGAGGCCUCUCAUUUUGAUCAUAUCAUCAAAAAAUAUGCUGAGAAAUAUAAUGUUAGUAUCCCUGAAUUUAAUGAUAUGUAUAAUCAGGGUCAACUCUCCGAGCCAGAACUGGAUGAAUACUUUUUACAUGAUCGUGCUGUUAGAGAAUCAGGCCAUGAUACAACCUAUCGCUUCGAUGGUAUAUGUGCUAACCUGGCGACUGUAGACUUGAAUGCUCUAUUAUACAAAUAUGAAACGGAUAUAGCAGAUUGUAUUCGUGAUAUUUUAGAUGAUGAGCUUGAAGAUUUUGAUGGAAACAAACAAACAGCAGAGGAAUGGUCAGAUAGAGCAUCUCUAAGACGCAAAAGAAUAGAUACCUAUUUAUGGAAUGAAAAAGAAGAUCUUUAUUUUGAUUAUGAUACUGUCAAAGAAAAGAUGACUACCUAUGAGAGUGCUACGGCUUAUUGGCCCAUGUGGGCAGGUUGUGCCUCUCAAGAUCAAGCUCAAAGAUUGAAAAAGAGUCUAUAUAAAUUUGAAGUCAAAGGUGGUUUAGUUUCUGGUACAGAACAAUCCCGAGGUCCUGUCUCGAUUGAUCGUCCUAAUCGACAAUGGGAUUUCCCUUUUGGCUGGGCUCCUCAUCAAAUUAUGUCUUGGGCUGCUUUUGAUAAUUAUGGUAUGUCUGAUAUUGCUGGUCGUUUAGCGUAUCGUUUCUUGUAUACUAUUACAAAAUCUUUUGUCGAUUUUAAUGGUGUCGUUCCAGAAAAAUUUGAUGUAGUUAACCUUUCUCAUCAAGUACAAGUAGAAUAUGGUAAUGUAGGUGUAGACUUUAAAUAUGUUUCAAGAGAAGGCUUUGGAUGGAUGAAUGCCUCAUUCGAAGUUGGACUUUCUUAUCUUGAUACGCGAUUGCGUAGAGCGCUAGGUGCAUUAACGGAUCCUGAUACUCUCUUUAAGAAUAUGCUUGAUAAAGAAACUUCUAAAUUAUCUGAAGCAGAAAAACGUGAAGCAUUAUCUAUUCGUCGUGUCUCCACCAUUGCUGCUCGUGAAAUUAUUCGUAAUGAAUCUGAUGCUGUUGUAACUAGGAUUGACACAAGAGAUAUGAUGAAACAAUCGAUCAAUUCUCCUAAAUCUCCUGAAAUUUAUCAUAACUUUAUAACUUCCCCAGUUGAUCAACUUAAAGAAGGUGAUACGAAGCUUGUUCCAGUUCCCAAUUAUGGCGAUUACCUUGAUGCCUCAAAUGCACCAAGCAUGUAAAAAGAUAUGUAAUAUGUGUACAUAUUAUUAUUCACUCUUUGUGAUUCAACAAAAUAUAUAUGUAUACAUAUUCAUAAUUGUAAUAGUUUGUUCAUAUAAAAAUAUAUGUAUAUACUUUAUUAGUUUUUUUCCCUCCCUCCCUCCCUAUUUUUCCAGAAUAAUACAAGUUUAUUUGAUAUAUAGACAUUAGUCAAAAAAAAAUAUCGUUUUAUGAAUUCUUUUGAAUAACUAA
Messenger RNA from Cokeromyces recurvatus, 2693 nucleotides. RefSeq names its product trehalase-domain-containing protein. Bases 50 to 2461 code for a protein of 803 amino acids. Gene Ontology annotation, cellular component: cytoplasm. Gene Ontology annotation, molecular function: alpha,alpha-trehalase activity; calcium ion binding. The record is from RefSeq and is a predicted model, not a curated record. Gene Ontology annotation, biological process: trehalose catabolic process. NCBI's taxonomy places the organism in Eukaryota, Fungi, Mucoromycota, Mucoromycetes, Mucorales, Mucoraceae. The transcript has 4 exons.